AUGGCUGCCUACGACGCAAGGAUCCAUAUCUUGCUCGUGCUAUCCUGUGGUUUCUACCUCGCAUCUCACGCCGCCGCACCGGCAUCCAUCGACUGCAGCGGGUGGGAUGCCUCCGAUGUGAUCUCUUGCGAUGAUGCCUUUCUUGCAAUGGGAACCCACAUGGGCCGAUUGAGUUUCACUGACUAUAUGUUGUGCAUUAUGGAUGAGGAGACUCGGGAUCCUCGCUUCAGGCGACUCAGGCGACCAGUUAACUGCAGAGCCAGGUUAUUAUCUGAUCUCACUUCCGCGUUUGUUGAAUACGAACUUGGAACUAGGCUUCUUUCUGAGAGCAUGGGUGGAAUAUACGUCCGUAGAGCCAUGACCACGAGGAAGAAACGGCCUGUUGGGGUCCGCGGGAAGAUCGCGUCAUCGUGGUUGAUGCGAGCAGCAGUGAUUGGGUCGCCUUUGCUGGCCUUGAUAUGCACCGUGCCACCCCUUGUGCUGUCCUGCGUACCCAGAAAGAGGACGCGGCAGAGCACAUCGGCUGUGGAACUCGGGCGAGGAUUGGCACCUAGGCAGUUUCGCUACAGUGAGCUUGUCGCCGCGACGGCCAAUUUCGCCGAGGACAGAGAGAUCGGAAGAGGGGGGUUCGGUCCGGUGUACAGAGGCUACUUGAGUGACCAAGAUCGUUAUGUGGCCAUCAAGGCGCUCUCGCAGGAGCAGACGAUCGUGCAGGGGCGCAAGUUGUUUGAGGCAGAGGUCAACAUCAUGAGCCGGCUUAGGCACCGCAACAUCGUCCAGCUCGUCGGCUCGUACCGUGGCCGGAAACGACUAGCGAUUGUCUACGAGCUCGUCUCCGGAGGCAGCCUUGACACCCAUCUCUACAGUCCUGACAGACGCUUAACGUGGCCAGAGAGGUACAAGAUCGCGCUCGGCCUGGGCUCUGCCUUGCGGUACCUCCACACGGAGUGCGAGCAGUGCAUUGUGCACGGCGACAUCAAACCCGCAAACGUGAUGCUCGACGCGUCGCGCGACGCCAAGCUCGGCGACUUCGGGCUAGCGAGGCUCGUCGACCACGGAGCCGAGCCACGGACAACGCAGUUCGUCGCGGGAACCCUCGGGUAUAUCGACCCGGAGUUCCUCGGCAGCGGCAAGCCGAGCGCCGAUUCCGACGUGUACAGCUUCGGCGUUGUGCUCCUCGAGAUCGCAUGCGGUCAACGGCCGACGUCGAGGCGGCCGGAUCAACCCUCGGCCGCGCUGCUGGCGUCGGUCCGUGGCAUGUACCACCGGAACCGGAUCGUCGACGCGGCAGACCGGAAGCUGAAUGGCGAGUUCGACAGGCUGCAGAUGGAGCGUCUGCUCGUGACAGGGCUGUGGUGCGCGCACCACGACCCGUUGCAGCGGCCGUCCGUUGCGGAGGCCAUGGAUGUGCUACGAUCUGCAAACGCCAAGUUGCCCGUGCUAGCAGAGAUGAGUGGUGCUGGGGAGGUUCGGUCUUUGGAGGCACAAGCUUAUGGCGAUGUGUCUGCCGAGAGCUCUGCUUAUUUAACAACUGAAAGUGCGUCCCUUAUGACCGAUGAUUCAGGGCACUCCCAAUGCAUCAUAUGCUAA
This is a messenger RNA of Triticum dicoccoides, 1590 nucleotides long. RefSeq names its product probable kinase CHARK. The coding region runs from base 1 to 1590 and encodes 529 amino acids. The transcript is spliced from 2 exons. NCBI's taxonomy places the organism in Eukaryota, Viridiplantae, Streptophyta, Magnoliopsida, Poales, Poaceae. Gene Ontology annotation, biological process: protein phosphorylation. Gene Ontology annotation, molecular function: ATP binding; protein kinase activity. The record is from RefSeq and is a predicted model, not a curated record.